Messenger RNA from Paramecium pentaurelia, 1736 nucleotides. Lineage: Eukaryota; Ciliophora; Oligohymenophorea; Peniculida; Parameciidae. The record is from the annotation of a GenBank genome assembly.
AUGUCAUAACCUGUUCUAAAUAAAGUUAGAGAAAGAUUAUUCUUUUUGUCUCCAACAGUUUAAGCUGGUUGGGAACCUGAAUCAAAGAGAGAAGAUUUUGAAGAAUUAAAGAUACUUGGAUAAGGUAUUGAUAUAAUUAUUAUGAUAUUUGAAUAGGUGCAUUUGGAGUUGUAAAGAAAGUAACUCACAAGAAAACUAAUAUUGUAUAUGCAAUAAAAAUAGUAGAGAAAGCAAUGCUUAAGAAAACUAAUAUGGUUGAAUAAAUGUAAAAUGAAGUAAAAAUAAUGUAUUCUUUAAAUCAUCCAUAUAUAUUGAAAUUGUACAAUCAUUUUGAAGAUGAUAUAAAUGUAUAUUUGAUUUUAGAAUUUGUUGGAGGAGUAAUAUUUUAAAUUAAUUUUAGGGAUAAUUAUAUGCAGUCUUAUGGAGAUAACCAUAAAAGAAAUUUGAUGAAAAAACUUCAGCCAAAUUUAUACUUUAAGCAUGUCUAGCUUUAGAAAAUAUUCAUUCAAAAAAUAUUGUUCAUAGAGAUAUUAAACCAGAAAAUUUAUUAUUAGAUGAAAAAUAAGAUAUAAAAUUGGCUGACUUUGGUUGGUCUAAUUUCUUAAAACCUAAUGAAAUUAGAUAAACAUUUUGUGGUACAUUGGACUAUUUAGCUCCAGAAAUGUUAGAAAAAUCUAGAUAACAUGAUCAUUAAAUAGAUAUUUGGGCUAUAGGUGUUCUCUGUUUUGAAUUAUUAACUGGAUUAAGUCCAUUUGCUCCAUAAAUUAAUAUCAAUAAUUAAACUUUUGUUGAAAAAACAACUAAAGACAAUAUAAUAAAUUUAAGAUUUUAGUUUCCUACAUCAUUUCCACCAUUAGCAUAAGAUCUAAUCAAAAUGAUUUUAGUUAAAGAACCAGGAAAAAGAUCUACUUGUUAAUAGAUUAAAGAACAUUAAUGGAUAGUUUGUAAUAAUAAUUAUAAUAAACUUAUAGAAAAUACAUAACAUGUUAAAAUUCCAGCUUCUCUAACUGUCUAAUAAGAGAAAAAAAUAAUUCAGAAUCCUGAAAUUGAAAGUUUACAAAAAGAUGGUAAAUUAGUAUUUACUAAUGAUCAAAUUUACAGUUUUUCUAGACCAGAUUCUGUAUAAUUAAAUUUAUUAAUAUUAGAUUAUUGUUAAAGAUUUUUUACAAGGAGAUAAUACCAAUAAUAAGUUAGUGGAGGCUUUGAAUAAAAAAAUGAAAGAAAAAGAUUCAAAAAUUUAAGCUUUAGAAAUAGAAAAUUAAAAAAAAUAAUAGGAAAUUAAUGAACAUUUAUCAACUAUUGAUUUAAUGAAAAAAUCUGGAUAAGCAAGUUAAGAAAUUUAAUCUAUGCAACAUAAAUUAAAGUUAUAAGAUGAGAGAUAUGCAUUUAUGAAAUAAUAAUAUGAAUAGCAAUUAUAAAAGAAUAUCGAAUUAGAAAAAAAAAUAAGAGAAUUAGAAUCACAAGUAUAUUAUUGAAUUCAAUAAUAUUAGAGCAAUUAAAUAGAAUAAAUGAAAUCAAAAAUGAAUAAAUAUAAGGAAGAAGCUGAAAUAUUCAAAACAAGAGCUAAAAAAGCAGAAGAACAAGUCUAAUAAAUGGUUAUUUCAGGAAUAAAUGAGAAAGUUCAAUUAUAUAUUUAUCAAUAGGAAUUUCAAGAAGUACCUAAAUAAUAAGAGUAAGUAUCCAAUGUUGACGAUCUCUUGAAGAAACUAUAAAACAAAUAUGAUACAAAAUCAUGA